This is a messenger RNA of Lampris incognitus (smalleye Pacific opah), 3702 nucleotides long. RefSeq names its product transmembrane protein 132C. The record is from RefSeq and is a predicted model, not a curated record. Bases 1 to 3702 code for a protein of 1233 amino acids. The transcript is spliced from 10 exons. NCBI's taxonomy places the organism in Eukaryota, Metazoa, Chordata, Actinopteri, Lampriformes, Lampridae.
AUGUCCGUGCUGACAGCUAAUACCAGAGUUGCUGACAGCCAGAAAGUGAUUGAAAACAUUGGGACUUCCUCCUCCUCCUCACCAGUCUACCCUUCAGUGGGAUUUCAGGUCCUCAAUGUGGACCAUUUGUUUCUGAGGCAGAGCAGCCAAGAGCAGACAGGGAACUCCAGCUUGAGGGUUCAGAAGCAGACAUUUCUCAUCACUGGACCUGGGGCUGGGCUCCUUCAGCCAGCCGUCAAUGCCUCAUACGGUCCUCUGAGUGUAGAUGCCCCCAUUGGUCCAGAUCUGCUCCUCAGUGGUCGCAAGAUUCUGCCAGUUAUACUCGCCCGCCAGGUGCGUUCCUCAUCUCCUGCAAUUAAGAUCCUCUUCCACAUGCCCUCAGGUAGCGACAUCACCGCCAUGGGGCAAGGAAGGAUAAAGUCUGAUGAAGAUGGAGAGAAAGGGGCUGAAACUAAGUCUAAGGAAGGAGCUCACUGUGUGACAGCGUACGCCUUCUGGGACACACGGGAGGUUCGUGGGGCAUGCCUGGUUUCUCCUGGUGGUUUCUGUGUGGCUCAGGUUAAGCCAGAACCGGCCUGGUUUAGCCCAGCCAGCCGAUCGAGCAGCUCUAGCAGGGAGACAGGAGGAGUAGGAGGAAUAGCGGGCCCUAAGGGUAACCCUGUGGAGGUCUACUUCCAGAGCAAGAGGGACCAGACGGGUCAGUGCGUGCCUCAGGACAGCCUGCAGCGUGUUGGAAUGGGAAGAGGAGGAGGUCCUGGGGAGUCCGGGACCCCUAUGAGGAGAAUUGGGAGCGUCAACCUGCUAAGAACUCCACCAGGUAACCCCACCUUCCUGCGGUUAAGGUUGGGUGGUGCUGUGGUGGUCCAGACCUCAUCUAAACCUCUGAAGACAACAGACGUAGCCACCUUCUAUGUCUUCCUAUCCAGUGCAUCUACCUUGGAGAACUUCGUUCUCAGGGCCACGGUGAAAAAGGGUCUUUGGUUCAAUGCAGCUCGGCCAAGUGACUCUGCUCUCUGGGACACUGUGGUGGAGCCUGGCAGAGAAGCGUCUCCAAACACUGUUUCCAUAAACUGCUGGAGAAAAGUGGCUGUCACUGCAAAGAGGGGCCUGCUGGAGGUCCUGCAGCUGGACUUCGUGCCCAAGGACGUUUCGGAGCGAGCCGAGAGUCACGUCAUCACUUGGCGCCUGGAGCUGCCGGGAAACGUCAAAGAUGUUGGCGUGAUGAGGAUCUACACCACCCAAAAAGACUACGUGGGUCUUGCCCCUCUGAUCAUGACCAAUGACAUCCUGAACACUGCAGUGUUGACUGGCAAGAUGGUGUCGGUCUCUAUGAAGACCUUGGUCGUGGAGGCCGACGGCUCCGUCACUGACGUCACCAACUAUACCAGUUGCAGGUCUACAGAUGAGGACGUUGUCAAGGUGUCGGAGCGCUGUGACUAUGUGUAUGUGAAUGGGAAGGAGACGCGGGGCCGAAGCAGGGUAUUGCUCAACUUCACCUACAGUUUCCUGAGUGCUCAGCUGGAGAUGAGUGUGUGGAUGCCCCGCCUGCCCCUGCUCAUUGAUGUGGCAGACCCAGAGCUAAGCCAGAUCAAGGGAUGGAGGGUGCCUGUUACUAUAGGCAACAGAAGGUCAACAUGGGACAGCGAGGAAGAAGAGGAGAUGAGGAAGGGUAGGGGUUGCAUGCUGCAGUACCAACACUCUCUGGUGAGGGUGCUAACACCAUUCAUAGCCCAAUCCUCCGAAAAUCUACCCUACCCUCUGUCUGGACCGGCGCCCGUAGACUACUUCCUGGGCCCUGACUGGCAGGUGGACGUGACGAACCUGGUGCGCUAUUCUCUGAAGGUGGCCGACACCGACGUGGCCAAGCUGCAGGCUGGAGUGGUGCUGCAGGGGCGAGCUAUGGGCACCACUACGCUACAGGUGCUGUCCCCUUUGUCGUCGUCGGUCCUGGCCGAGAGGAGCAUCAGGGUGCUGGAUGACAAAGUGAGUGUGACAGAGUUGGGGGUGCAGCUGGUGUCUGGACUCUCCCUGUCCCUGCAGCUCAGCCCGGGCAGCAACAGGGCCAUGGUCGCCACCGCCACCACACAGGAAGUCAUCACACAGCUCCAGCAGGAAGCGGUGGUCAGCUGCUGGGUUCAGUUCAGCGAUGGCUCGGUGACUCCUCUGGAGCUGUUUGACCGCAGCGUCUACUCCCUGAGUGUCUCCACCCCAGAUGAGGAGAUAGCCACGGUACGGCGCAAUCCGCAGUCCACAUUUGUGGUGGCACAGGGUGAGGUUGAAGACCAGGCAGCGCUGGUAAAGGUGGAGCUGAGGAUCUGCGAAGAGUGUCAGAAAUCCAAGAGAAAGAGCAAGUUGGUGGUGGGUUCCGGGCUUCUCAGGAUAAGCCUCCAGACAUAUGCCAAAGCCAGUGGAGAAGGUGGGGAGAGAGGGCUUGGCACUGGUAGAAGCAAAGAAUUCAACAGUGAAGGGUCAGAACUGGCUGGAGAGCCCAAGAUGGCGGCCACAUCACAGCAAACUCAGACAGAUGGGGGGAGGGACACGUGGUUGUUUAGAAGCCCAGUCCCUGACCGUCAAGGGACCACCUCAGCAGAGGCAACUACUUCAGCAAUCCUUGCAACCGCGAUGUUUGUUCGACCACAGGUGGUGUGGAUUGGGGGUGGUACCACUACAGCUACCAACCGUAACACCAUCAAUUCCACUGUCACCAUUAUCAAUACAGAUGAUGCCACAACCGAGGGCAAACUUGCCACAGACAAACCACUAGUUACUGGCAGGCCUGGUAUGGAUAAAUCACUGCAUACCGUGGGUACAGGAGAUGGGCAGAGGAGAAACUAUGGGAACAUGCUGGAUAACCCCAAUUCACCCCCAAAGAAAGAUAUUCCUAUGGCAGACCCUGCACCAAAAAAGGACACUCCAAAGGCCAAAAGCACACCCAAGGUAAUAGAGAGCGACCUCAUCAGGACAUUCCGCGCCAUGUCGGACUUGGAGAUAGGCAUGUAUGCUUUGGUUGGGGUUUCAUGUGUGGCUAUUUUGGCUUUCUUGCUCAACUGUGCCUCAUAUAAUCUCUGCUUCAGAAAUCAAAAGACCCCGAUACAGGCAAGCCCAGCCGCUAGUGGGGACCCAAAGGAUCACAAGCAUGACUGGGUGUGGCUUGGAACCACCAACCCUGGUGCUCCAGCACCAAGUGCCCCAGCCCAGGUCUCAACGCUAAAACGGGAGGCCCACCACCCUCUGGAGUCCCACCAUUCAAUAGAGUCUAUGGGACACCGCAGUCUGGAGAGCAGCCUGGCAGCUGUAUGCACCACUGCUGUCCCUGAGAGAACAGCGACUCUAGGUCGCAGUAGAACCAGCUCCCAGCAGCAGACUCAGGGGAAGAUGGUUGACCCCUUAGCAUGCCGUUCAGCCACCCUGCUGGCGAGGCCACACCGCAGUGAGCCGCUCCAUUCCCCAACCAGCAAGAGGAACCAGGUCCAGUUCACCACGUUCACCACCCUGGACAUCAAACAUUUGGCUGCAUUAAGGAAGAAUGGAGUGGACUUUAACUGGGCCAACCAGCAGCAGCAACAACAGCUUCAACAGCAUCAACAGCUUCAACAGCUUCAACAGCAUCAACAGCAGCAGGGGCAACUCCUUAUUGGGCCCCAAACACCAUUACCUGACAUGCCCUGGCCUGUCGUUAAGCCCCUAGGAGAGACCCAGUGA